Cololabis saira (Pacific saury) is the source of this 5182-nucleotide messenger RNA. Its product is annotated as galectin-related protein-like. Gene Ontology annotation, molecular function: carbohydrate binding. The coding region runs from base 403 to 948 and encodes 181 amino acids. The record is from RefSeq and is a predicted model, not a curated record. The transcript is spliced from 5 exons. Lineage: Eukaryota; Metazoa; Chordata; Actinopteri; Beloniformes; Belonidae.
CAAAUAAAUAAAUAAAAACAAAGCAACAAGAGGAGCCUGCAGAAGUGUGGGGGGCCAAUGAAGCAGCGCUCUCUCUGUUCCGGUGUGCAGACUGAGCUGAAACAGCCCAAAGAGCGCUCCGCCUGAGUGGGUGCGGGGUCGAGGAAAAUCUGUCUGAGUAGCCUUCAGCAGCAGAAGGGGAUUAAGCCUUUAGUCUCUAAUUAUUAUAAAGCAUACGUCAGCAGAUAUCCACCCAUUUCAGACUCCGCGGGGCAGCGCGGGGAUGUCCUGCUAGGUGGCCGAGGCAGAGAGAGCACCGUCCUCCCGACGCAGCCGCGACUCAGCGCCGACUCAGCGCCGACUCCGCCGGCACGGCCGCUCCUGCUCCCGCAGCAAGCAUCAUCCUGUGGUAUCCAGCUCAAGAUGGCGGUGCAGGCGGCGGAGAAGGACGGAACAGUGUUGCAGACCUUGGAUGAGGAGCACCUGAACGACUCGCUGGGGAACCCCGGCCUCAUCUCCCCCGACAAGGAGGAUCUGUCCCGUCUGCUGACGGUGCCGUUCAGCGGGCGCAUCCGCGGCGGCAUGCGGCCGGGGAAGAAGAUCAUAGUGAUGGGCAUUGUUGACCUGGAGCCAGACAGCUUCGACAUCAGCCUCACCUGCGGCCGGGAAUCGGAGAAGGAGGAGCCUCCGUCUGAUGUGGCCCUGAAGCUCUCAGCCCGCUUCAGCGACCGCCAGUUUCUGCGCAGCGCCUGUAUCUCUGGGAAGUGGACAGUGGAGGAGGCGUCCACAAGUUACUUCCCCUUCAUCCCCGACCAGCCUUUUAGGAUUGAGAUCCACUGCGAGCACCAGCGGUUCCGGAUAUUCGUGGACGGACACCAGCUCUUUGACUUUUAUCACAAAGUAAAAUCUUUGCCCUCGAUCGACACAGUACGGAUACGCGGAGACCUACAGAUCACCAAGCUCGGUUAACUUCUCUGACGCUCCCACUUUUGUAUGUGUGUGAAUCAAAGACUUGAUCACAGCUGACCACGUGUUCUCCGACCACGUCAUUCAUAAUUCACCACCACGCAACACUGCAGCACCAAAAUGACUGGGCAAAAAAAAACCGUUCCACCAGAGAUAAGUUAGGGUUGGAUUUUCUUUUUUCUGCUUCCUGUCUGAUCUGAUGUGAAGGGGAUCAUUUUCAGACAUUUUUCCUCAUGCUCCUUGCAGCUCAUUAACAGAGCACUCACCAGUCACAUCUGGUUAUAGACACAGAGGCAGGUGUUGGGUACUUUUGGAAAAAUUAUUUUCAUGUUCAAGAAACGGUCACAUAGAAAAAAACAAUAACUGCCAGUAUAAAAGCAGACAGAAGCUUGUAAGUGUCGAUUUCCAAUCUGGUGAUUGACUCAAAGUUUAAACCGAAAGAAAGUACAGUGUGGACCCCUUUCAUCUAAACUUGAGCAGAGACGUGGUUCCUUUACUACCAGAUAAAACAGCUUUUAAUCAAACGGUUGGGACACGUCUGGAUUUGACUUCAUUUUUGUGGCUCUUAUCUUGUGAUCAAAGUGGAGCACAGUACUCAUGCUGAUGCACACCCAGCUCCACCGGCACUCCCCUGGCCUCCCUCGGGUGUAUUCCAGUUGCCAUGGUAACGUGCUGCACACUCACAGACCCAAAAAACCCACAGAUGAGGAUCAUAUCCCGACAGAAUGUUGCACCCUGUAAUGUGUGGACUGCGUUUGCCGGUAGUUUGCACCCAUUUUAGCGGUCACUGCACCCGCUGUCCUCCUGCAGGCAACAACGCUGUUGUCAUCUGCUCGUUUAAAAUUCAUGGCAUAUUUACAAAAAUGCGUGCAAGUGUUAUCUACGAUCCCGAUCCUUCAGUCAUAUUUGCUGGUCAGUCUGGAAGCAGGAUCACAUCCUGAUGGUACUAUUGAAUGUAGUGUUCAUGUUUCUAUAGUAGCAAACACGACGUAGAGAUGCACAGAAUAAUAAUUAUGGUCUUGCAGAAUUUGUUUUUUGUUGUGUUUUUUGGGGCGGUAAGCCUGGUGCUGGUAUAGUCUGUUAUGCAUCUUGUAUAUUGUACUUUUCUUUAAUCAUUCCACACGGUUAUCUCGUCCAUGCUGAGGCAGAUUAACAUUGUAAAGCAGUUUUAAGUUUGAUGCUUCCAGGAGGGUUUUUCAUGCGUCUUACAACUUGAAGAUGCAUUGCGAAGUUUUUGUUAAUACAAUCAUUCCAGUUUUUUGCUUUACUGAUGCAGAAAGUUACUUGAUAAACUGAUAAAUACAUGCUUAUAAUCGUAGCAGAACUGCUUAAAAUGAAUUCUUAACGGUGCUAUGUUUAGACCUGUUUUAUCAGCAUUUGCUCCGGUAAAGUUCAGGUUCAUACAUUCUAGCAAAAGGUUGUAACCCAACCAAUACUUCCUUUUUGUUCAAGUUUAUGCCAAUAGGAACACCUUCUGGGUUGCCAGGUUGAGAAAUAGCCCUGGUGCAUUUAUAUUUAAUGCAGUCAACAGUGUUGAUAAACAUCAAAUCAAUUUAACGUGAAUACGUUGUUUUUUCACAACCUGGCAACCCAGAAACAUUUCUUAUAAACAUGUGUGAGUCAUAAAAUGACUUAUUGACAGUAUCCCAAAUUUAUGUGUUAAAAACCAAUAAACAUGCACAUCUAAAAGGAGGCUUAAUAUCUGCUCGUUUUAGUUUGGUGACAGCAAAACUUGAGAAGUUUGAUUUAUCUUUUAGUUCGUUUUUAAGGGAAAGAGACGAAUGUUUCAGUCAACACAAAACAGAACGGCUAAACUCGUACCAUGCCACGCAACAGUGAAGAAAUCUUGAGUAGUUACCGGUAGGACUUGCACAAAGCUGCACCAGUGCACCUUAGAUGCCUCAAGUAUUUCAUGUCAAGAACAACUUUUUUAUUCUCAUUGUUGUGAAUUUAAAGUAAGCCAUGACAUCUGUGCAGAACAGUUGCACUGACCUCCCUGCAGGGCGCUCAUUACCAUCUUUAGAGGAAGCUUACUUUCCUCAAACCUCUCUAGUAUCUCAUUAUUUUAUUGUGCAGCAUCCAUCAAAACGUAAAGAGGUUACGUCCUAAAUACGUACGGACUGAGAAUUUAUUAGCUCCUUAUUCUAAGCAAUAACAUUGCUGCUGAAGAGACUCUCUUUAAGGCGGAGCUUAAUUUACCCUGGUUGGUCAAACGGGGCCCUUUCCUUUCUCUUGCACUCAUUUAUUUCGGACGCAAACAGGAAACGAGUGCAGUCUGGUAUGCGAGGGUGCAGUGUAGUCCAUUUUAAUGUUUACAUGAAGCAGUGUAACGCAGCAUAGUGUUGCAGCAGAACUGAUGAGCACAGAUGAUGUGUAUAUGUGUUGUCGGAAGCAGUUUUGUGUUGUUUCUGCAGACUGACUACUUGUGUUUCUACAGUUUCAGUGUUCAUGUAAUCCAUGCAACAGCAAGGAUUGUGACUCGGUAGUGUUGCAGUGAUGUAGAUGCAAGACGCGUGCUGAAAGCUUCAUGUUUUAGGUCCUCCGUUGUUACACAGCUGGAGGAGUUGACAUCAGCACAAGUCAUGGGGGAGGGAGAUGGAAAAUUCAAGACUUCCAGAGUUAAAGGGCUCAAACCAGGGAUGUGUGUGUGUGCAUGUGUCUGUGUGUGUGUGUAAUGCUCAUCACACUACAGUUGAACCUAAAAUGUGCAACUUAAAUGGAGUGUUUGGGGUUUUUCCCAUCAGAUUUCCUGCAGUCUGGUACAUGAUAAGCCUGCACGGUACUUGAAUUUCAUUAGCACUUUUAAAAACAGUGUUGGUGUCCACUUAAUAAGACAUAUUAGUGUGGUACGUGUGCUUGGAAAACCACAGCUUAUCCCGUGUUUGUUUGUGAAAUGUAGUGUUUUAACGCUACAGAUCCUGGUCCCUGAUCUCCUAAUGAUCCCGUGGUUUUUGAAGAAAUCACCAUUGAUCACUCCCAACUGUUACAUUGGUGUGCAACUCUUUUUUGAAAGUUUAACUGAAUAACUGAAUGUCACUCUGAUUGUAAGAUAAAUAUCCAGGUGGAAAAAACGAGUCCCUUCAUAGUAAUCUUUGUUUUCUACUCCCCUCCAUUUAAUAAUCCAUGUAAGAUUUGAAGUUUCUAUGUUACCCUGUUUUUUUGGACAUUGGACUUUGGAUGUACAUAUUUCAGUGUGGCCUCAGGGGCUUUUUGUUUUUUUUUUCCUUUUCAAGACAAAUAAGUCAAGUUAAAGUCAGAAAAGUAUUUUGUUGUGCAUGUAAACAAAGAAACAAGACAGAUGGUAUCAAUGUCUUGCCAAUUUCUGUUUCAGUCAAGCAUGCCGUUUUUUAAUAUUUUCAUUUUAAACCAUCCGAGUUAUUUUAUUUCUUUUGAACCGUUUACUCUUACAACCUAGUGUAUAUGAGAAUCCAGGUUCCAAAAAUGACUAAACACGGAGCAGGAUUAUAAAACAUCUGAUUGAAACUAUAUUCCCCUGACUUUCAAGAUGUACGAUGUCUUAUUUCAUAAAGUGCUAAUAGGCUGUGGUGAAAACGGCAUCAUGUCCAUUGAUGAAGUGUCCUCUGAGUAGAAAUAGGCUGAUCUGUCAAUGUGUUGUGCUGUUGGUUGUACAGUUUUCAUUUCUAUUUAUUAAAAUGUAACCAGCGGGGCCGAGUGUGGUUUGAAAACAUAAUGUAUUACUACCAUGUGCUGUUUAUAUGAACGCAUAUUGAAAAUUUAGCCUUUUUAUAAUGAUGAAAGGUUUGUUUUUUGUUUUUAUCACUCUGACAUGUGCGCAUAUCACAAAUUGGUCUUUUCAGAAAGUGUUUGACGUAAGUAUUGGCUCCAACUUCUUGACACAAUGCUAACCAUCAUCUGACUGUUUUUUGGUUGUUUUUUUGGGGGGACAGCUGGAGGAUCGGCAGGCGCGUGGCUGUUGUGACUUUGAUGCUCUCAGAGGUUUUCAUGCGAUCAAGCUUCAAGUCCUACUGCUUGAUCUGUCAGUGAAGCCGCUUUCUGUUGUACAAAUAAAUAAAUAAAUACAGGAGCACCUGGAUUCCCAACAUGAUGCCACUUUCCUGAAAGAUUAGAAAACCCUACGUUUUGUCUGUCGUUGGGAGUGUUCAGUGUAGAUUGUACACUCUCGCAUUGUGUUGGCUCCAACUUUUUCUUUUUCUUUCCUCCUCAUGCUUUUUGUAAAAAUCUCUCUUUUGCAUACCAAUAAACUUCUCAUCGUGCA